Penicillium odoratum is the source of this 1410-nucleotide messenger RNA. RefSeq names its product cytochrome P450. The record is from RefSeq and is a predicted model, not a curated record. Lineage: Eukaryota; Fungi; Ascomycota; Eurotiomycetes; Eurotiales; Aspergillaceae. Bases 1 to 1410 code for a protein of 469 amino acids. The transcript has 5 exons. Gene Ontology annotation, molecular function: heme binding; monooxygenase activity; iron ion binding.
AUGCACAAGGCUCUGGCUAGUGCGCCGUAUGACACUCAUAAGCUCACGGCAAUCACAGGCCCCGUGGUGCGAGUGGGCCCCAAUGAACUCUCUUUCGCAUCCCCUGACGCCGCGCUGGAUAUUUUCCGGACAGGACGGGGAUUCCAGAAGACAGAUUUCUAUACUGUGUUUCUCCCUGACAACAUCAAGGAUAUAUUCACCGAGAUCCGAGAAAAAGUACAUGCCAAAAAGAAAAGAUUUGCGGUUCCGCCCUACAGCCUCGCAUCGGUAAAGCAGCAGACCGAGCAGAUCGAAAGGCUCACAAUGGAUUUGAUCUCUGUAAUGGAUUCCACUGCUGCCAAAAAUCAAACGGCGAGCUUUGAUCUCGGUAGUUGGCUGCACUUUUUGGUCAUAGAUGUGCUUGCACAGUUCGCCUUUGACAAACCAUUUGGAUUCAUCAAGAAUGGGAGAGACAUCGAUCAAUUUCUUGAGGGUGUCAGUCAAGCGCAGUACGAGAGCUCCAUUCUCGGCCAAAUACCGAAAAUUGAGCGGCUCACGCGGUCGAACCCAAUCUGGAAUCACAUCCCAUUUCUGCCGAAGAGUAAAUUGAGUCUCGCGCCAGAAACCGCAAAAUCAGUCCUAAAGGAAUUUCAAGAGGGAGACAGCGAGAAAUCAAAAACAUCCGUCUGCCUGUUGAAGUCUCUUCUGGAUGCACUUUCCAGAAAUCCAGAAGAUUUUGGAAUGCAGGAUGUAAUGGCAAUCUCCAUGGGGGCCAUUGCCGCUGGCUCAGAUACUACCGCAUCGACUAUGCAUAGCUUUUGCUGGAACGUACUCGCACACCCCAUGGUUCACGAGAAACUCGUUGCAGAGCUGCUUGAUGCAUCGCUCUCACCUAUGGUACAGUACGAUCAAGCAAUCACACUUCCAUAUUUCCAGGCGUGUCUCAAAGAAACAAUGCGCUUGCAACCUGCGCUUCCUUUUAACAUGACUCGUACAGUCCCAGAUGCUGGUGCCACAGUAGACGGUAUAAAUUUGCCUGGCGGCACCAGGGUUGCGGUCAGUGCAUGGGUAAUACACCGCGACGAAUCGGUCUUUGGGCCUAAUACUAGCUCAUUCAACCCUGAAAGAUGGCUCGAAGCUGAUUUUGAUCGGCUAAAGAAGAUGGAAAGAUGCAUGUUCCAGACCGAACCCUGCCAGAACCUUUCGGCGACCCAACACAAAUCUGAUCAUGAUUGGACACAGUUUGGAGGCGGAUCUCAUACCUGUAUCGGCAGGCACCUAGCCCUUUUUGAGUUAAACAAAGUUCUGCCUCAGAUAUUCUAUCGAUAUGAAAUGGACCUGGUUGAUCCAAAGAAGCCAUUAGAACAUGUGACUAGGUUGUUUUACAACCAGACAGGGCUUCAUGUCACUUUGAAAAUGCGCGACAUCUAA